UCUAUCGCAUAUUUUCUUUCCUUGCAAGUUAUCCCUCCUUUGACGCAGAAAACCUAGCGGACGGCGGCUGUUCGACGGAGAGGACCUCUGCGAACGAACCACCCCCUUGGCCUUUACCGUCAUCGGAUUCCCGAUACGAUCUCGCAUCGCAUCAUCUGGUGCUUUCUACCAGUUCUCAUACUCCCUACCGUGUGCGAUGGCUUCAGGCAAAUCUGCGGCGAGCAGGACGGACACCAUCAGCACCACACUCGACGACGUCAUCACUGGUGGUCACUCAACCGCCGUUGUCGGCGAUUAUGUUACAGUUAGAGCAUCUGACGCGGUCAGCGUAAUUCGUUCACGAAUGGAUGUGAGCGAGCCCCUGGAAAUGUUUCCAGGGUGGCCGCCACCAGCCCCUCCGUUCGGCACUCAGCUAUCCACCCUUAGUUCGGCCCCUAUGCCAAUCUUCACCUAUACGCCGACACCGACAGUCAGCCAAUCUGUUCCGAUUCCAUCUGGUUUCUCGUCGACACCGACACCCUCUUUCGGAUUGGUGUCUACUCUGCCACACACCAUAGGCGCUUUUUUCUCCUCAACGGUGCCUCAGACUGUGCCGGGAAUGGGGUUUUCUGAAUCCACGACCAUGACAACGAGAUUGCCGCAGUAUCAGCAAGACUUGAGCAUCAAUCGCGUUCCGAAUCGCCCACUGUUGCGCCGGCCUCAUAUGGUUAACCCAUUGUCGUGUUUGGGUCCCCCCGACAUCCGCCAUACCGGUAGCCACAAUUUUCAGGAUCCUCACUCUCGUUCGGGUGUCAAAAUGAAGCCUCCUUGUUUCGAUGGCACAAAGGUGAAUAAUUGGAUUCGGGGCAUCCAAUUUUAUUUUGACCACAUUGGCACACCGGAAAACCAGUGCUUGCACUACGUCAUCGCUCUUUUAGACCCCGUGGUUGCCGACUGGAUUUGGAAUUACUGCUCCAGUCACGAGCAUAUUACGUGGUUUGACUUCUUGGAUGACGUUCGUCGACGGUUCAACCCUCAGUGCUAUACGAGUCAUAUUGGCUUGAUCAAAAAGCUCCAUCAAACAGCUGGACUAAAACAACCUGUGCAAGACGAGGUGCUUCUCCAUCAACCGCUGACCCCGGCGGCAGCUUUCACCUUGGCGGUACAGAUCGCAGGGUGUCACCGGGACUUGGCGCAGCCAGCGCCCAGCGCGAGCCGCAGACCGUGGCAGCAACGCGACUCUCGUCCUGGGGCCAUUUUUACCACUCCAUCGGGUCCUAGCCAGGCAUCGCCGGCUACCCAGGUCCGCCAGGGACCGCCACCACCGCGACCAGAGGGCUCUAAGACAUCGAUUAUUUGGCUCUCCGCCGCUGAGAAAGCGGAAUGAAGGCGGCUGGACCUCUGCUACUAUUGCCCGGAAAAAUGGGUUGCGGGCCAUGUGUGCAAGCAUCGCUUCCUAGCUUAUGUGGGUGUUGAGGAUGAUGAGGAUGAUCCAGUCGAGGAAGGUGACCCCCCGAUUAACGAUGAGGUGAUCACAUCCGACCUUUCUUACAUGCACACUAUUGACGGGAGACGGCGUUCGAAGUCCAUUAUUUUGGUAGGCACAAUUGGUGCUGAAAGCGUACAGAUCUUGGUGGAUACGGGCAGCUCCCAUGAUUUCCUCCACCCAUGAGUGGCGGAGAAACUCCAAUUGCCUCUUACAGCAGUGAAGUCGUUCCGUGUUUAUGUGGGGAAUGAUGAAUCGUUAUUGUGUUCCCACAUGUCUAAGGCCACCACGUUUAAUAUGCAAGGAACAUUGUUCCAUGUAGACCUUCAUAUAUUGCCGAUUCACGGCCUUGAUGUAGUUUUGGGUAUGGAGUGGCUGGAGUCGUUGGGUCGUGUGACUACCGAUUUUCUCAACAAGUCGAUGGAGUUUGUCCGGGGUGACGAACGGGUGGUCCUCACUGGCAUGGCGCAGCCCCCGCGGCAGAUCUCCCUCCAUUCGCUGGCCUCGUUGGUUUCGAAGGCCUCUUUUUUCGAACUAUAUGAGGUAGUCCAGCUCUCUCUUCAGCAGGAUUCAAAGUCCACAACAGUGAUCUUUCCGGACGACCUCCCACAGGCGAUCAGCGCGGUAUUGCAGGAGCAUGAGGAAGUUUUUCAAUUGCCAAGUGGCCUUCCACCGGCCAGACAGUUUGAUCAUCGCAUACACCUUUUCCCAAACUCAAAGCCGAUAAAUGUUCGACCAUACCGAUAUCCUUAUUUCCAGAAGAAUGAAAUUGAGAAGCAGGUGAAGGAAAUGCUUGAUCAGGGUGUCAUCCAACGCAGUCAUAGCCCAUUUUUUUUCUCCACGCGGAUCAUGGCUCACAGCCGUUGGAUGAGUGUUGUGUUUGUUAAGUGAGAGAGACCGGUUAGUCUUCUCUGUAUUCGAUACUCUCUCUCUCUCUUGUUCCAGAAACCGUCUUCUUCUCUCUCCCUUCUCUCUAAGAUUCCGGCGAACCUAGCCGGAGUUCUCCUUCGAGCUUUCUGUUCCACCGAUGAUUCUCAGUUCCUAAGAGUUCUACCGGUGUAGAUUGAGUGUUAGGCAACUUCUUCGGUUUCCUUCUCUUUCUAGGGUUUGGUCUUUAAGUCUGUGACCAAUCCCGAAGUGCUUGGAGUGUGUGGUGAGGGGUCUUGUGUUCUUGGUUGUGUUCUGGGGUUGUGUGGGUGAGUCCGCGUGUGAGACAGCCGUGGUGUGCGUUGGCCGGUGAGAUCUAGGGUUCCACUG
Messenger RNA from Salvia hispanica, 2722 nucleotides. Lineage: Eukaryota; Viridiplantae; Streptophyta; Magnoliopsida; Lamiales; Lamiaceae. The record is from RefSeq and is a predicted model, not a curated record.